This is a messenger RNA of Anolis carolinensis (green anole), 1609 nucleotides long. Its product is annotated as zinc finger protein 24-like. The transcript has 2 exons. The coding region runs from base 433 to 828 and encodes 131 amino acids. The record is from RefSeq and is a predicted model, not a curated record. NCBI's taxonomy places the organism in Eukaryota, Metazoa, Chordata, Lepidosauria, Squamata, Anolidae.
CCUCGCCCUUGGGCCGUGAAGGGUCCUUCCAGAAAUGGGCCAAUGGGGAUCGGCCUGGUCUCUCCGCGUCACCAGUCUCCGGGCAGCCUCGCCCUGGCCUUCCCGCCCGCGGGUCAUGUGACGGGCUGAGUGACCGUUGGGAAGGCCGAGGCCUGAGCCGGGAGCGAGGGGGGAGGGGCGGGGAGGGGCGGGGCCUGCCUUCUUCCUUCCUUCCUUCCUUCCUUCCUUCCUUCCUUCCUUCCUUCCUUCCUUCCUUCUCUCCGAGCCCGAGCCUGCGGCCUCGUCCUCCGCCUCGUCAGUCCUGAGGAAAUGUGAUUUUUGGCUGAGAAUUUCGGAGUAGAGCCUGUGGAGGGAUUUCUUUCCCUUGAAAGAAAGAAGAGGGAGGAAAAACAUCUUGGAUACGGUUGGGUUCUUCACCAGAGUGGUUCCAACAUGGAGAGACCCAACUCACGUGGGCCUGAAGCAGGACCUGGGGGCAGUGGGGAAUCCUGGGAAAGAACCAGACAUGAGUCCCUGAGUGUGGACCUUGACAGCUCGGACACACAGCGCCAGCGCUUCAGGCAGUCCUCCUACCAAGAGGGUGAAGGACCCAGAGGGGUUUGCAGUCGUCUCCACGAUCUGUGCCGCCAGUGGCUGAAGCCAGAGCAGCACACCAAGGCCGAGGUGCUGGACCUGGUGACCCUGGAGCAGUUCCUGAGCAUCCUGCCCCCAGAGAUGGGGAGCUGGGUCCGAGAGUGUGGGGCAGAGACCUGUUCCCAGGCGGUGGCCCUGGCGGAAGGCUUCCUCCUGAGUCGGGCCGAGGACAAGGAGCAGGAAGGACAGGUGUGAGCAUUCCCUCUGGGUUUCACUAACCUGGGGGCUGAUGGACAGGUUAAACGUACACCCUGCCUUUCUUCCAAGAUGGGACCGAUGUGGGGGAUAAGCAAGGCCCUGCUCCCUCGACCUCUCUCCCCACCUGCUCUGCCCCUCCAUCUCUACCGUCAGCUUGGUUGAUGCUCCGCUCAAGAUAGAACAUAGACAAUGAUGGGAGGGGGAGGGGGGCAUUGGUUCCAAACUAGGUUCCCAUCUCAGAGUUAUUCUUUCCAAAAAGGUCUAUAGGUCUGUGAUGUUUUUGAACUUUUCCCAAACUCCUUCUGGAAUGCUCUGUGCUCUUCCAGGCCCAUAAUAAUAACUCCAUGGAAGUCCCUGCACCAGAGGAAUCUCCACCAGACACCACCCAGAGUCUCAGGCAGAAGGAGCUGAAGCGGGAAGGAGACGGGGCUGCCGCCUUGCAGGGUGAGAAGGAACUCUUCUGGGAGUUUUGGGGGUUUGUGCCAGUGGAAAUCCCGCUUUGGGGGGAUGAUUGUACACCCACAGUUUGAGCUUCAGAAGGUGAAGGAUCAUUUGGCCUUGAGAUGGGUAUAUAUCUUAAACUCAUGUCCUUUGUGUGAUGUUUUAUGGACUUAAUAUGUAUUUUAUAGAAAGACAGUUUUAAUGUAGAUCUUUUAUAGUUAUAUAUAUAUAUCUUUGUUGAAUUUUGACAAUGUUUGUGUUUUUAAAAUUAUGUUGUAACCUCCCUUGAACUGCAAGGAGAGGCGAGUAAGAAAUAAAAUUAUUAUUAUUAUUAUCA